Messenger RNA from Vanrija pseudolonga, 2479 nucleotides. RefSeq names its product Armadillo repeat-containing protein 8 (gene ARMC8). Gene Ontology annotation, biological process: proteasome-mediated ubiquitin-dependent protein catabolic process. NCBI's taxonomy places the organism in Eukaryota, Fungi, Basidiomycota, Tremellomycetes, Trichosporonales, Trichosporonaceae. The transcript has 2 exons. Gene Ontology annotation, cellular component: GID complex. The coding region runs from base 83 to 2479 and encodes 798 amino acids. Gene Ontology annotation, molecular function: protein binding. The record is from RefSeq and is a predicted model, not a curated record.
CACUCAACUCAUCAUCGACAAACCGCAUCUUCGAGCAUCAGCGCAGCCGGCGCACCCCCCAACACCCACUCUACCCACAACCAUGACCACCUCGGUCACGCUCCAGGCGCUCCAGGCGACCGAGGCCCCAACAGACCUGCUUCGAGCGCUCAAAGAGCUCAAGAACGCAGUCAUUGGCAACACUUGGAAGAAGGUAGAGUAUGCAGGGGAUGACGCCUUGUUGAGAUUCCUGCUGGGGCUCCUCGUCCCUCCAGCCGCAGGGGACGACCUCGGUGUCGACCUCGUGGCCGAAACAGCCGUGAUAAUCGGCGCGCUCGGCUCCGCAGGCUCGUUGACGCUGCGGCCGCUCCUAGCCGCGCGGGUGCCGGAGACGAUACUGGCCGUCAUCCGCGCGCUGCCCCCGUCCCCCGAGCACCCGCUCCACCCCGGCGCGCGCCGCAUGCUUCCUCCCCUGCUCCGCGCGCUGCGCAACGUGCUCGGUGCGACUGCCGACGCAGUGUGGGGCCACAUGUGGGGCGUGGGCGGCGAACAAAAGGUCGUCGGAACCGGCUUGGUUGGUGAAGACGUGAUCACGCCCGCGCGUGUGGGCCCGAGAGGCAACGCCGCGGUGUGGAAGGCCGAGGCCAGCGCUGCCUUGGUAUUGGUGUUUGAGCCGCAGAACUACACCGCGCUCCUCAGCCUCCUCGACGCGUGCCCCGACGCCGUGGUCCUGUUACCGCUGUACCAGCUCCUCGCUCGCCUCAUCCAGCUCCCGUCGCAUCGCGAGGCGCUCGGCCUCCACGGUGCCGGUGGUGCCGACGCGGACGCGCCGCCCUUCCUCACCAGCCACCUGCUCGAGACGAUCGCAAACUGGUUCGUGCCCGGCCGCAAGCCGAACCCCAAGCUCCUUGAGGCCGCGCUCGAUCUCCUGGCCGCGCUGGUCAAGGGCCAACCCCGCGUCGCGGCGUACAUCCGCGAAUGGUCCGCGACAAGCCCAAUAGCCGUCGUCUACGACGACGAUGAGGAGCCCACGCCGUUCCCAGACGUCGCCGUCUUCGUCCAGCUGAUGGAGACGGGCCCGCCUGGCGUUCGGAUCGCGGUGGCAGGAUGCCUGACGCACAUCCUCAAGGCCAUCAAAUCCGGCCCGCUGCGCGAACGGUCCAUCGUCAGCCUCACAAACGUCACUCUCACCAACCUCAACCUCCUCGGCGUCAUCAUCAAGCUCAUGCGAACCGAGGCCAUCGAGGAGCGCGUCAAGCUGUCCUUUGUUCUUGCCGCGCUUGUGUCCGAUGACGAGCGUCUGCAAAAGACUGCCGCAGAGCAGGGGUGCCCAAAGCUGCUGAUCAGCAUGCUCAUUCAAGUCGAUGCCGACGAGGCUCGCGGCGAGCUGGGCCAUGACUCAGCAUCCCGCAUGCGCGAAGCAGUACUACUGGCGCUCUCGGCCCUAGCAUUCAACCACGAGCCGACACGCUCGCUCAUCGCCGACGCGUCGCCACCCGUUCUUCCGCUGGUGUGCGCAGCGCUCAGUCACCCGAGCUACGGUGUACGUGCCGCCGCGUGCUGCCUCGCCCGGGCGCUCUCUCGCACCGUCGCGAUCAUGCGCACGUCCAUUGUUGACUCUGGUGUCGGCGAGGAGGUCGUCGCCGCGCUCCGACGCGAAGUCGCCCGCCGGCGCGCCGAGCCCAUCGACGGGCCGAUUGACGCCGACGGAGACGACUCGAUGGACGUGACGCUUGAAGAGGAACUCGGCGACCGCUCCUGGACCGUCGAGGUUGCGGCCACGGCGACAAUCUGCAACCUCGUAACCAACUUUUCUCCGCUCAAGGACAAGCUGCUGGGGAACGGCGGCCUGGAGCUUUUGGUUGAGCUCACUGCGUCGCCACACGAGCCACUGGCGCUCAACGCGCUGUGGGCACUCAAGAACGUGACGUACCAUGCAAGCGAGGCGCUCAAGGCAGAAGUCAUGGCCGUGCUUGGGUGGGACACGCUGCGCCGCUUCAUCUCAGCCGAGACGCCCAAGCAGCUCCGCGCUCACGCCCUCGACAUUGUCCAGAACCUACUCGACGACCAGACGGCCGUCCAGAUGAACAAGACGGUCGAGGCCCUGGGCCUCGAGUUCAUCAUCAACGUCGUGGCGGACAGCAUCCGUCCCACAGUCGACAUCGACCUCGACCUCUGUGAGCCAGGUCUGUACAUCCUCAGCCACCUCGCGCUCGGGGGCAACGAACUCCGCAACGCAAUCACGACGCGAGUCGAGCUCCUCGAGGCCCUGAGCUCGACCCUCAACGUCCCGUACGACGAGGUGCGCAUCCCUGCGCUGCGUGCCCUCCGCCACCUCGUCGACUCGAACUCACGCCGCCGCCCCCGCCAGAACAUUGUGGACCUUCUCCAGCCGUAUCAGCUCAAGACGCGUGUUCGGGAACUCGCCGAAUCGGACACGAGCGUCUCUGUGCGUGCUGGCGCCGUGGCCCUUCUCGAGUUGCUUGAACGCGCCAAGUAG